This is a messenger RNA of Sphaerulina musiva SO2202, 1958 nucleotides long. RefSeq lists its product as uncharacterized. The record is from RefSeq and is a predicted model, not a curated record. Bases 1 to 1419 code for a protein of 472 amino acids. NCBI's taxonomy places the organism in Eukaryota, Fungi, Ascomycota, Dothideomycetes, Mycosphaerellales, Mycosphaerellaceae. Gene Ontology annotation, molecular function: 1-alkyl-2-acetylglycerophosphocholine esterase activity. The transcript is spliced from 4 exons.
AUGCCCUCCCUGAGCUCCAAACUGCCUCCGUACAGCGGCAAAUAUGCCGUGGGCCUCGUGGACGUCGAGGUGCCUGUCUCGCAGCCAAGACAUAUCAGCGAGGCGGUGCUGAAGGAGACGGGCGAGGUCGCCUUCAAUCUGACCACCGUGCUCUUUUCGCUCUACUACCCGGCCGUCCUCAACGACGCUGCCUCGUCCCCGCGCGCGCCUCGCCAUCCCUGGGUCGAGAAGCCCAUCUCAAGCACUGCCGAAGGCUACGCGCGCUUCGCGAAGUUCAACAACAAACUCUCCAGGAGCAUCUUCGCCUUUGCCCUGUGGAUGCUCGCGGGCAGCACUUCCAUACCAGCCCAUGUGGACGCCCCACUCCAUGGCAGUGGCAGCGGCACUACCAAGACCCACCUGGACUAUGAAGCCGAACAUCCCUCGGACGACUACGGCCUGCCUCGCUUUCCACUCAUCGUCUUUUCGCAUGGUAUUGCCAGUUCUCGCACCAGUUAUUCCCAGUACUGUGCCGAGAUGGCUUCGCGAGGUUUCAUUGUCGCAGCAAUCGAACAUCGUGAUGGCUCGGCUCCUGCUACGAUGAUCCACAGUAAGGCAGGUCAGAAGCUGCGUUGCCAUUUCAAUGCCGCCGAUUUGAAACCUCGGCCAGAACUCGCCGCGUUCAAAGCUGCGCAGCUGAGUAUGAGAGAAGCUGAGGUUGCAGAGACCGUGCGUGUCUUGCGUGAGAUCAAUAAUGGGCGUGGUCGCGCCGUUUACCAGUCCAACAUGCGCACAGAGGGCGUAGAAUUGGCCGCAUGGCGUGGCCGCAUAAUGUGGGAUAGAAUUGUGAUGGGCGGACAUUCAUUUGGCGCCACUCUAGCUCUACAGGUCCUGAAAGAGCCUUCCGAGGCAAUGCCUUUCGUCGGGGCAAUUGUAUUCGAUCCUGGAAAGCACUCCGGACCACUACAAGACGAUAUAAAUGUGCCCCUUGUGAUUGUCCACAGUCAAAGUUGGAGCUCCAAGGUAUCCGUAUUUCACGGAAGACCUCAUUUUGAGGUCGUGAAAGACCUUGUCAAAAAGGUCAAUGAAGAUAAGAAAAAGUAUGCGUGGUUCAUGACUUGCAAAAAGAGCUCUCAUGCUACUGUGACUGAUGCUCCCCUCAUUGAACCAUUACUACUUUCCUGGAGUACGGGCUCGGCCAUUGGCGCUCAUGAUGGUGUUCUCCAAUAUGUGAAGAUCAGCCAACAGUUCUUGCACUACCUAAAAGACGGCCACCGUCAAUCGAUCCUGAGAGAAGCAAUUACACACCACACUUAUGAUGAUCCCAAUCCGAGGAAGGUAGAUCCCAAGAUUGGGAAUUUCUGGCAGAUUCAUAUGAGCCCCAGCGUGGACUGUCCUGCCCCAGGAUAUUGCGGCCUCGAUGAUUCAGACGACGGCUGAAAAUACAUCGAGUACGACAGAUUCACCUAACAUGAUCGAGAUUCAUCAUCCAGACUAGAAUUCGGGAGAUGUCCAAUCUUCCAGAAGUGGCUCCUAAGCCUCGCAUAUUAUACCUUGCUUUGGCCGGAACAUACGCAUAUCAUUGGCACACAGUAGCCGUCAGAUCGGAAGGAUACAGAGAAAGUUACCUACAGCACCUACCUUAUAUGGAGCAACCAGAAUUCACCACAGACAGGAUUCCAGGCUUGCGGCCAGGAGAGAUAGCAUUGGAUUACCACUGCAUCGAUGAAGACGACGACGAGUAGCAGCAAGCAAGCACACUUUUCACCUUGCCUUAGCUCAGCCUACCUAGGGAGUUCGUUGCUUGCGCAAGAGGAGGCUACUAUAUAUACCUACCUUUCCCGUAUACAUGUUGUUUAUAUACCUUACCUGCCUAUUUUAGGUGCAAACCAAACCUACAUCGCUCUCGCUACACUGCACUCUCUUGUCCGUAGCCUAAACAUCUAUAAACAUAAUGAUAUCUAUAUAUACCUAUAGGA